Messenger RNA from Actinia tenebrosa (Australian red waratah sea anemone), 1095 nucleotides. RefSeq names its product centrin-3. Gene Ontology annotation, molecular function: calcium ion binding. Lineage: Eukaryota; Metazoa; Cnidaria; Anthozoa; Actiniaria; Actiniidae. The record is from RefSeq and is a predicted model, not a curated record. Gene Ontology annotation, cellular component: myosin II complex.
CGCCAUUAGUUUCAGCGUCGGUUUCGAUUAGCAACGAACACAAACCUACACGAGAAUUUGACCACCUUGAUUUAAAUACGAUUUACUGACGAUCUAAACCUCUGAUUUUGAAGAUAUUCACAAGUUAGAAUAACCUGAGACUGGUCUAAAGGUCUACGAUGAGUUUAGCGUUCAAGACUCCCGAUUAUGGAAAAAAUCGGAGCUCAAAAAGCAAGAAAAAAGAACUCGGUGAAGAACAGAAACAAGAGAUCAAAGAAGCGUUCAAUCUUUUUGAUACAGACAAAGAUCAAGCUAUAGAUUAUCAUGAAUUGAAGGUUGCGAUGAGAGCUCUAGGAUUUGAUGUAAAGAAAGCUGAUGUUCUAAAAAUAAUGAAGGACUAUGACCGGGAAUCAACAGGAAAAAUAGCGUUUGAUGAUUUCAAUGAAGUCAUGACUGACUGGAUGUUAGAUAGAGACCCCCAAGAAGAGGUAUUCAAAGCAUUUAGAUUAUUCGACGAUGAUGACAGUGGUAAAAUCAGUAUAAGAAAUUUACGCAGAGUUGCUCGAGAGCUGGGUGAAAACAUGACAGAUGAGGAACUCAGAGCCAUGAUUGAUGAAUUCGACAAAGACGGCGAUGGAGAAAUCAACGAAGAAGAAUUUCUCGCCAUCAUGACAGGAGACACUUGAUGACUGAAUAUUCUGCCGCUAAAGAUUUGUACAUUUUUUAUUCUUGUACAGUUAUGUUUAACCCAAAAGCACUUUUUCAAAACCCAUGUAAAAAUCACACGACUCAGAAUUGCCCCCAAAAGCAUCAGGCUAGAGUGCACACCAAAUAUCUGGGGAAAACUUGUAAGAAAUUGCACAAAUUUGCACUAGAAACUAUUAAGGUCAGUAGAUCAUAGACGUACGAAACUUUGCAAUAAUUUGUACAAUUUUGUUAGUUUUGUUUUUCGCAGAUAUAGGGUCGAGUGCAUACUAUGUAGAGCGGACGCAAUUAAACCGUGAAAUAAAAUCAAACUAAAUACUAACUAAUAGUAUCUAUUUAGUAACUAAUAGUUGCUAUCACUCAACCAGAACAUUCAUCAUACAAAGACAAAUACACAAGAGACCAUUUGUG